AUUCCCAGUUGAAGUUGAAGAAGAAAAUGAAUUCAAACUUCGGUUCCUAUCAAAUUUUUUAUCUCAAUAAUUCCUUUCCUUCCACACCGUCCAAAUUAUAGCAAAAGAUAUGAUCUUUCCAUAUUUUUUUCAAACAAAGGAGAAGAAACCCAAGUUUCAAAUUGUUGAUGGAGAUUUGACGAUUGAGCCCAAGAAUUUUUGAACGAUUUACAAAGAAGUUCCAGAUCUCCCAACACAUAUAUGGACAGCUUCCAUGGGAAAAAAGUCUUCAUCAUCAGCGUCCGGAAGCAGAAGAUCACUAAUAGCCAAGAGAACUGCAUGUAACCGCCCACCAGUUCCAAAACCCGCUCCUUGGCUCGUUUUUCAAUAUGGAAACGAUAAGAAAUACCAUGCUUUCUAUAACCCAUGUGAACCUAAUAACAAAACGUGCACAAAAUUUAUACGAGAACUAAGUGGAAAUAUUUAUUGGCAAAAGCCUUGUCAUCAAGGAUGGCUAGUCAUUCUGGACCUUGAUCAAGCUGAUUGCUUUAUGUGGAAUCCUGUUUCUUUGAAAUCAGUUAAACUACCUAAUUUGUUGCAAUGGGUUAUGAACUAUUAUUUCAUCGAUUGUGUUCUAAAUUUACCUAUGAGCAACAAUGUUAGCCGAUCCACAGUUUACUUCCUCCUCAAGCAUCAGCUUACUUCUGAGAUCUUACUUCUAUAUAGUCAACCUGGAGCUAAGCAAUGGCGGAGUAUGUGUUUGGAUGAAUAUUAUGAAGACCUUAAUAACUGUUCUGUUCGAUGCCUCCAUUACUUGAAAGGUAAGUUAUACGUUUUUUGUCGCUCACUCUGGCAAUUAGAGAUCGAACUAAAACAUGGUCGCCAUUAUAAUGACCAAACCCUAUCUAUAAGACGAUUCCAAGUAAAAGGAUGCCCAGUUCUUCAACAUGCCGCAGGAUCUACAUGUUCGCUAAAAUCCUAUCAGGUGGAAUCUUUUGAUGAUAUCUUCCAAGUUAACAUUUCCUACAGUAUAAAAAAUUUGAAUAAACCUGGUGCACCCGCCACAGUAGUACAAGUCCAGAGGUUGGAUUUAUCUUUAAUGGCUUGGGUUGAGGUGAAGAGCUUAGGUGAUGAUGUACUCUUUAUUGGAGGAGAAAACAACGCAUCUUGCUCAGCGGCAGAUAUGGCUCUUAAAAGGGGUUGCGUGUUUUACACAGCACCAGAGGAUAAGUCCCUCAACAUUUUUGAACCAGAAGAUGAUGGUAUUACAGUUAUCUUUCCAUUUUCGAAGCUACCAACGCCAUGGUUCUCUGGGGAUUGGAUAAUGAUUCCCACACUUACCAGGAGGACCGGUGGAAGGAAAAGAACAGAAAAUUUGUUAGGUGGAGAUGGCAAAGAAGGAGAUUGUGAAAUUACACAGCUAGCAGAGAAAGUGAACAAAACUUGCCUAGGUGACUCUUACGGUGAGGUUGAUCAGGAUGAAAUUCAUGUUGGAGGGGAAUUGGAAGAAUCGGAACGACCGCCUUGGGCCAUUCUUAGCAAUGACAUGGCGGAGUUGAUAGCUAGUUAUCUAAAUCCAAAGGAUUAUGCACAAUUUCGUUCCGUGUCUAGAAGAAAUCGCUCAAUAUUUCCGGAAGUAUACCCGCCAGGGGCAAUUUUGUUCCCGUUGUUGGUUUUCAACUCGUUUGAAGAUAAUACUGGUACCAUCUACAAUUUUGUGGAUCUAAUGCGUAAUGAGAAAUACUCCAUGAAGAAGAAUUUCUCGGAAUUGCUAGCUGGUGCUACAAUCCGUUAUUCGAAGUAUGGUUGGCUGUUACUAGUGUCGAAAGACAUGAAAACUCCAUUCUUCUACAAUCCCUUUACAAAAGUUAUGAUCCGACUUCCUGAUUUUCCUGAUACCGAAGGCAGGUUAUACUUGAGUGGUAUGUCAUUCUCAUCUAAACCUACUUCUCCAGACUGUGUGGUUUUUGCUAUCGAGCAGUCUCAUUACGGUAUGCCAUUCUCAAUCUACGCCCUUAAAAGAGGAAGUUGUGAUUGGAGGUCUCGUCUCAUUCGAAACUAUGCUUCUUUUCUGCCAUGUUUCAACAAUCCAGUGUUCUUCCAGGGUGAUUUCGUGUGCCUAGAUUACACUGGAACUUUAGGACGUUGUGUUUUAAAUGAUGAAGACAACAACAAUGGACUGGAUUGGGGAGUUGACAGUAAACCCUCAAAACAGUUCAAUGAAACAUCCUCCAGUUACUUGGUAGAAUGUAAUGGAAAUCUUUUAUUAGUGAAUGUUGGGCCCCUCGGGGAAACGGUUGGAGUGUAUAGUUUGGAUUUGGCGGCGAAGGUCUGGGUUGAAGUUAAAAAUUUGGGGAAGCAUAUGUUGUUCAUCAGCAAUACCUCUAGCUUCUCAGCAGUUGCUCCUCCAAAUAGUCGAAUGGAGAAUAAAGUCUACUUCCCUAGAUUACACAAAGAUGGAAGAGGUUUAUUAUUUUAUUCUCUUGACACAGGUAUGUAUCAUUACUCUUCUCGUGGGAGCCGUGCAGAAGAAAAUCAUAUUGACGUUGUUACAGACUUCUAUGAUACUAAGGAGAUGACCAGCAGCAGUUGGAUUGAACCCGACUGGUCACAAAGCACUGCAACUGCUGAUCCAAAUCAGUUUAAUUGGUCGGCUUAAUUUCACCAGGUUCCUUUUUUGUAUUUUCUCUGGUAGUGGAGUUUACUACCGUCUACAGUAUGGAUUGUCAGUUCUUAGGUGUAUCAGAGAGUUUCAUGAAAAGGUUCCGAUACGAUAUUAUUCUCCAGUGCCCAGGCUGGGGAGGCUUGGUCUACCAAAUUGGUCCACGGUUGGUUUUUCAAAUUGAGAAUCAGUGAAAUUGAUGUGUUCUGCAAGUCUCCUUCUAGAGACAAGACAAAGAGUCACGAGACCCGGAAUUUAGCUUCAGUAGAAUAGUUUAAAAGUCUAAAGACUUCCAUGUUUUCUGGUAGGUUAAAUACCUAAUUGGAUUGGAGCUACUUUAACCCAAUCUUUAUGUUUCAACAACUAAACAGGCAUUGAUGUGGCCAGGACGCUCAAUAUCCAAAUGUGUG
This is a messenger RNA of Papaver somniferum (opium poppy), 3051 nucleotides long. RefSeq lists its product as uncharacterized. Bases 254 to 2638 code for a protein of 794 amino acids. Lineage: Eukaryota; Viridiplantae; Streptophyta; Magnoliopsida; Ranunculales; Papaveraceae. The record is from RefSeq and is a predicted model, not a curated record. Gene Ontology annotation, molecular function: protein binding. The transcript is spliced from 3 exons.